UUUGUGAAAAUUUUUGGUGAGUUUGCUCAAAAUUUUGUAUAUUCAAAUUUGUUGGAAGAUUUAGUUGGAAACUUUCUUUACAAUUUCAUAGUAGCCGGUGUUGGUGACGCUACUUGAGGAUUUUUUUUUUGCUGGAGCAGAGUUUUUGCUAGGUGUAGUUGCAGGCGUCGUUAAGCGCCAUCGCGGGCGUCGUGAUUCGCCAUUGUGGACGCCGUGUUUGGCGGUUUCUUUGUUGUUUUUGGUUGGCGAGGAAUUUGUUUGAUUCAGUGGUGGGCAACAGUUUAAAUUUGCCAUCAAUUGUUUAGCAGGGUGAGUUCAAUUGGUUUUUUUUUUCUUUUAUCGAAUUUUGAGGAUCUCAGUGUUUUACUGAUUGUUUUUUUUUUAUAUUUAUUUAUAUUUGAUAGCUUUGAUAGUCAUGUCGAUGUUUGGCACUAUUGACCCAUUUGUUCCGGGAACGUCGUUUUCCAACUACGUUGAAAGGUUGGAAUAUUUCUUUUCUUCCAAUAAUAUUGGAGAGGAAAAAAAGAAGGACAUUUUCUUAGGGUUUUGUGGAAUGGUAGUGUUUGACGAAAUCAAACUUCUGUUUCCGGCGGUCGAUCUCAAAACUUUGUCUUAUGAGGAAAUUACAAAGAAACUUAAGGACAGAUAUGACAAGAAAGAUUCGGAACUUCAGGCUUAUGUUCGAUUUAGGAACCGGAAGCAGGGUCCGUCAGAAUCGAAUGAAAAUUUUAUAUUAGCAGUUAGACUGUUGGCUGAGGCUUGCGAGUUCGAUGGUUAUCGCGAUCGAGCCAUAAGGAAUCAACUUGUUAUCGGAAUCCAGGAUAAGGAAUUAAAAAAGCGUUUAUUCAAUGAAGAAAAUCUAACUUUGAAAACGGCAGAGCGGAUGAUCAAAAAUUCAGAAAGGAUUUUUGAUCAUGAAAAAUUCAUUGAUGUUGAGAACAUAAACUCUGUUAAAUACAGACUGGGAGAUCGGUUCAGUAGAUUUGAUGCUAGAACAUUUGAUAGACGUAUGCCUCAAAGAGACAGAUCGCGCAGUAGGGAGAACAUGAGAUGGAAUAGAUCAAGAUCCCGUGGUAAUGCAAAUGGUAGAGGAAGAUACGCGAAUUUUAAGUGCAAUUAUUGUGGAGAGCUAGGCCAUGUUUGGAAAUCAUGCUUUGAGCGCAAGAAGGAUCAGAGAAACAAAGUAAAUUUUGUCGACGUAAAGCCUAAGGAGGGACAGAAGGAUGUGCACGAUUAUUUUAAGCGGUUGAGAGUGGAUUACAGCAGCAGUGAAGAGUCAGAUAGCCUUAGGGGCGCAUGUGGUCUCGGCCCACAGGGGGCAGAUCAGAGUAGCGAGAACUGAACCUAGGCGCAAUGUGGCGUUUCAGUUUAGGAAUGCAACCGAGGAGUCGAGAGAGGGGAAUUCGAGGGCGCCUGGAAUCAAUGGAUCCAAGAGGCGUCGUGAGGAAUCAGAAGAAGAAGAGGAGUUCCGAGGGUUUCCUUCAUCUCCAAGUCAACCCCCUCCCGCCAGAAAUGAGAUGCAUCCUGGACGAAUGUUGAAUUUUGAAGAACCUUUGGAAUCGUCGGUGAUAAGAAAAUCCUUGAGAAGAAGGAAGUUGCUGAAACAAAGUGAUUAUAUAUAUUUCUAAUUUUAAAUUUUUUUGGAUCAAUUCUUUUAGAUGGAAGUUUUUCUUGCAUUAGUUGUUUUUAAUUGUAAAUCCAGUAGUUAUUAAUAUUCAUAAUCUUGAAAGGGUGAGAAUUGUUAGGAACCCAAUUUUCAGUUCCAAAGUUUUUGCGUAUAACCGUUUAGCUCUCUAAAACAAAACAAUGGUUUUUGCGAAGUAGGUUCGUGUUUUGCAGUUUUCACGAUUUGUACCUAGGAAGUUUAC
Uranotaenia lowii is the source of this 1868-nucleotide messenger RNA. RefSeq lists its product as uncharacterized. Gene Ontology annotation, molecular function: zinc ion binding; nucleic acid binding. The transcript has 2 exons. The coding region runs from base 416 to 1342 and encodes 308 amino acids. NCBI's taxonomy places the organism in Eukaryota, Metazoa, Arthropoda, Insecta, Diptera, Culicidae. The record is from RefSeq and is a predicted model, not a curated record.